Messenger RNA from Nematocida ausubeli, 945 nucleotides. RefSeq lists its product as uncharacterized. The record is from RefSeq and is a predicted model, not a curated record. The coding region runs from base 1 to 945 and encodes 314 amino acids. NCBI's taxonomy places the organism in Eukaryota, Fungi, Microsporidia. The transcript has a single exon.
AUGAAAUCAAGUGCAUUAAAAGAACAGAAAAACGAAAUAACAGAAACAAUUAUGGAAAGUGCAAUAGGCACACCCCUAACAAAUAUAAAAGGGUGUCUAGUAAACAUAUACAGAGAAAUUACCAAGAAAGAACAGAAGAAAAGCACAGAACAGAAACCAGAAGAAACCGACUCAGCAAAAGAGACAAAAAAAGAAACAAUACUUUCAUCCAGAAAGACAAGAGUCAUUGUCUCAAAUGGACUUCUUCUGCUUAAGUACAUGUGUACAUUGGUUCUCAUCAGAAUAUUCCUCUUCCAGAAUACUGCAUUCAUUGUUGAUAUAAUCUUCCCUGCAAUGACCGCUUUCAUGAAGGCCCCAUACGGCACAUUCUCUGAGGGCGCAUGUGCACGCGGUUUAAAUAUCGCAGUAUACGUUGGGUAUGUCGUGAAAAUGGCACAAACCCUGUUUUUGCACUACAAGGGAAUCCAAUUUGCAACAAGCUACAACUCAAUGGUUGAUUCUGAGCACACAAUAUUCACUGCUUUAACAGUCUUCUCAAUGAUGUUUAUACUAGGCCUUAGUAGUGCGUAUGGAUCAAACAAGUACAACAGUCUUUUCAUGAAUCUUGACAUGUCCGUGUUCUCAAUCCGUGCAUUUUUAGUUAUUUAUCUCCUUGCUUCUACUGUAGUAGCACUUGGGUCCUGCAUACUUGAACUAUGCAAUAUAUGGAGAUUACGCAGAAGUGCAGCAGGCAGUAAGAUGGCUACUAUAUUUAGACCAAUUUACGGAUUAUGCCUUUUAAUGAUUCUGAUUUACUCCUUUAUUACAAUUGGUUUAAUUGCUAAGUUUAGCAUUGCACAUGGAGCAUACACUGUUGUAAAAGCCAUACAGUCUGCUGUGACAGAAAGUCUUAAGAUCCGGGCUAAUACAAUUCUUAAUGCAAACAUUGCAUUAUUAGCAGUAUAA